Molecule: messenger RNA, 975 nt
Organism: Penaeus monodon (black tiger shrimp)
Lineage: Eukaryota; Metazoa; Arthropoda; Malacostraca; Decapoda; Penaeidae
Exons: 5
Coding region: 478-975 (165 amino acids)
Source: RefSeq, a predicted model, not a curated record
UGUCGUUGACUGCCAAGAGAGGAGGACGUGCGCGCUCUUUCGUCCUCACCGCGCCGAGCCAGACCGCGUAGAGGGAGAGGGAGAGAAAGAGAGAGCGAUAGAAAAGAAAAAUAGGAAGAGGAAGAAGAAGAAGAAGAAAAAAAUACAUUUGUUCCUCAUCACAGAUAUUUAAACCGACUGUCUGGGGGGCUGAGUAUACAUCCACAUUAAGGAUAAAUAAUCAAAGAUAGUUAAUAAUAAUAAUAAUAAUAAUAAUAAUAAUAAUAAUAAUAAUAAUAAUAAUAAUAAUAAUAUCGAUAUCGAACGGAGUGCAUAAGACGAAUAAGAAUGCCAUGGGGAACAGAAACGAGAUCUGGGAGUUACGUUUCGAAUCGGAAAGGCCUUGUGAGUUAGUGCACCUCAUGGGAAUCAUCAAAACGGUAGUCCGUGGUAGCCCAAGGAGCUGGUAUUAGCCUGAGGAAACAUCAAGGCAGGGCCAUGCACACCAGCACGGAGUUCUUGCUGGCUCUCUGGACUCUUGCUGUUGUGGAAGGACUGCGAGUGACGGAGGUGGUGGUGCCGCCCUUCCUGGUGAUAGGUCAAAGGGCGAGACUCCGCUGCCACUUCGCUCUCGAGGGCGAGGUACUCUACUCCUUGAAGUGGUGGAAGGACGGCAGCCAGUUCUACCAGUUCAUCCCGAGGAACGACCCGAAGAUGGUGGUCUUCAGCGUCGCCGGGGUCACGGUCAAUGUAGAAAAUUCCAACCUACACGAGGUGGAAUUAGUGGAUGUCCAGACGUCAUCCAGUGGGCAAUACAGGUGCGAAGUGGUGGCAGAGGCACCCACUUUCAACACCCACGUGCUCUCUGCCAACAUGACUAUUAUAGGUAAGGGUAGAGGUGCGUUAAGCACGUCUGCCCAGUUCUACUUACUUGAGACGGUCAAUUUUGGCACGCAGCACCACCCUUACCGUGCUCCAUGGCAUGCCCUUCCCUAA